Candidula unifasciata is the source of this 287-nucleotide messenger RNA. The record is from the annotation of a GenBank genome assembly. Lineage: Eukaryota; Metazoa; Mollusca; Gastropoda; Stylommatophora; Geomitridae.
CCUGGGUACCGCAGUAACUUGUAUGUUUUCUUCUGCUAAUCCAGGUUUACUAUGGACAGCACCAGAAAUGUUACCCUCCCGACGACGGAGACACAGCGGAGCCAGUGGUAGCACUCACCCUUACUACCACGGCAGCAUCAGCAGCAGCAGCUACAACAGCAAGAACAGCAACCUCCGAAAUUUGGUGUUGGCGAACCAGAAAGGGGACAGCUACUCCUUCGCCAUUAUUUUGUAUGAACUGUACGGGAAGGCGGGUCCAUGGGGUCACAUCCAAAUGACAAACAAAG